Molecule: messenger RNA, 588 nt
Organism: Vigna umbellata (rice bean)
Lineage: Eukaryota; Viridiplantae; Streptophyta; Magnoliopsida; Fabales; Fabaceae
Source: RefSeq, a predicted model, not a curated record
CUUUUUUUUUCGUCCAUGUAUUGUUAGGAUAGGGGAUUUGAAAAUUUUGGUUAUGAACUGAAGUGCAUGAUAUCUUAAAAAUUGAAGUUAAAAUGGAGCAAUUGCCGGAGAACCGGAGCGAAGCAAAACGUUUGGCGCCGCCGCAAGGCAUUCACCAGAGCGAUGUGGACGAGGAUGACGAGAACGUAAAUCAGCUCAAUGAAUGUUCUUCUCUUUAUCGCUUGAUGCAGGAUUGUGUUGUUCGAUCAAACAGGAAUUGGAAAGCAUGCCAGCCAGAAAUACAUGCUUUGAGGGAAUGCUCUGAAAAGAGAAAAAACGUCCAAGGAAAGUAGACCUGUGCCGAAACUGAAUUUGUUUUUAGCUGCUUAUGAGGUUACCUUCUGUGCUUCCUAGUUCUUCUUAACAAUGAUGUACAAACACUUCCCUCACCAGAUGAAUAUUUUUUAGCAUAGUCAAUUGAAAUAAUUAAGUUGAAUACGGGGAAAGGGAUCUUUUACAUACAGAAAUCUAUAGGAAGCAGGGUUUUCCGAUUGAAAUGCCGAAUAUGUUUUUUGAGGUUAGAGAAAUCACGUCCCUAACUUGUUUUUA